AUAUUUUAUUCGUAAUGGUUGGAUUGCCAUCAUAUGUUUGUGAAUAUUAAAGAGGAAAAAAUUUAAUAUAGAAAUCCACAGCCCGGUCAAAUCAGAGCGAGCUGAAUUAAAAGGGAAUGUGCGUCAGUAGUGAGUUAAGGAGCCUAGAACGCUGCGUCUAUGGCAGAUCCAGCUAACAGACUCGCUGUUGCCAGCACUAGCCGUCACAAGCGUGUGCUGCAACCGCAGCUUUGUUCUGAGGCUAAGCGCCUCCGAACCUUGUCUGACGAAAAUAUCACCUCCAAUUCCAGUUGCAUCCCCAGUGACUCAAAUAAGAGUAAUAAGGUAAAUAGCGUAACACACAUAUCAAACACUAAUAUUGUCGGAGAUUCUGUAUCAAAAUCUCACCAAAAUAUAAGAUCAAUACCCAAAGAUCAAGAAGAUAAUAGUCGAUCGUCCAUAUCCAAUCCUGAAGAAUUAUCCUUAGAAGAACCUAAAAAAAUAACAAAGAAAAGUUCGUCCGAAAAUCCAAAAAAGUUAUCUUCUUCAGAACCAUCAAACACUAAAAUUGACGUUAAGGUGCAAACUCAGACAGACAGAGAUCAGAAAAGAGGCAAAAUUUGCUCUGACAAGGAUCGGGAACGUACGUCGACCAAGCACAAAAGCAAAAAGGAUAAGCAGACGAAAAGCGCCUACAGUUUAAACAUCAAAUUAGAAUCGCCUAGCUUAUUAGGAGCUAGCACGUCAGGGGUUAGAUCUACAGACCUGAAGCCACACAAGUAUCCUCUGCGAAGUUAUUCCAAGAUCCCGUCUUUAAUUGGACAAAAUCGACAAACAAGCGGCUCGUCUACGGAACAUCACAAUUCUUUUCCAGAGCAGCAACGGAAAGGAUCGCGGUCGGGCAAAAAGGAACCUGUAGCGCUGGGGGCAGCGGGCAGCAGUCGGCCGACGGCGCCGCCGCAGCAGCAGCAGCAUCAGGCGAUUAACGCGGAGGAACACUCAGACCCUCCGCGGUUGACGCGAAGCGGAGUUGUGCUGAGGAGAAGCACAAGAAAUAAUAAAGGGCAAGGCGUAUCAACAACGGGUUCCUGUGCCAGCAGCUCGAACGGUAGCGGCGGUGCCGGCGGCUCCAGUGCCGGUGGCAGGAGAACGGCGACCAGUGGCGGCGCCGGAAGGCAACGCAAGGAAGGCGCGGUGCCGGCCGCCUUGUUACCGGCGCCCGCCGCCCGAGUUGCCACCACGGCCGCGAUCAUGGCCGCCGAUCAACCGACAGCAGACGUGCCUAGUAACGGCUUAUCAGUUUCAGAAGAGCCAUCGUCGCCCCAGGAGGCGACGCAGGCGGUACCGACGACCGGUGGUCCUUCAGGUCCUGGGGCAGAUUCAGAAAGCGAUGACAGUGAAGUAGGCAGACUGCAGGCCCUCCUCGAGGCGAGAGGAUUGCCACCUCAUUUAUUUGGAGCUCUGGGACCUCGAAUGCAACACCUAUUACAUCGGAGCAUGGGCGCCAAUAACUCUGUGGCCAGAGCCCAGGCGCUCAUUCCUGGAUUGCAAGCUACCGGCGAUGAGGGUCAGCAGUUGCAGGCGGUGAUUGAGAUGUGCCAAGUUCUAGUUAUGGGUAAUGAGGAGACGCUCACCGGAUUUCCUGUAAAGCAAGUCGUUCCCGCCCUGAUAAGUCUACUGGGGAUGGAACACCACUUUGACAUCAUGAACCAUGCAUGUCGGGCAUUGACAUAUAUGAUGGAGGCUUUACCAAGAUCAUCAGCGGUGGUUGUGGAUGCGGUGCCGGUGUUUUUGGAAAAAUUGCAGGUCAUUCAGUGUAUGGAUGUUGCGGAACAAUCGCUAACAGCGUUGGAUAUGUUGUCGCGAAGGCAUUCAAAGUCCAUCCUCCAGGCGCACGGCGUGUCAGCUUGUUUGAUGUAUUUGGAUUUCUUCUCGAUCAACGCCCAACGUAAUUCGCUGUCUGUAACGGCCAACUGUUGCCUAAAUUUGGCCUCCGAAGAAUUUCAAUAUAUUCAGGAUUCGCUGCCCCUCCUGGCGUCCCGUUUGACCCAGCAGGACAAAAAAUGCGUGGAAAGUGUGUGUUUGGCGUUUUCCAGAUUGGUGGACAGUUUUCAGCUGGAGCCGGCCAAGUUGCAGGAGAUUGCGAGCACGGUCCUCCUCACCAACGUGCAACAAUUGCUUGUCGUUACACCGCCCAUUAUUAGUACGGGAACAUUUAUCACAGUGCUGAGAAUGUUGUCAGUCAUGUGCGCGAAUUGUCCCGACUUGGCGUUGACCCUGUUGAAGCAAAGCAUCGCCGAAACUUUGUUGUACUUACUCACCGGUUCGGCGGAAGUCAAUCAGGAAAGCGUCGAACUAAUUUCCAGGCAACCUCAAGAACUUUUCGAGAUCACAGCUUUAAUCGGAGAGCUUAUGCCGAAAUUGCCUACAGACGGAAUAUUCACAGUAGAUGCCUUAUUAGAACGCCCAACAAGUAUAGCAAAGGACCAACCAAUUUGGCAGUGGCGCGAUGACAGGGGCUGGUGGCAUCCUUACGGCGCCGUAGACAGUCGAAUAGUAGAGGCGGCCCAUCAAAAUGGCGAUGACGAAGUCAGCCUGAAUACAUUAGGUAGAAUUUAUACCAUCGAUUUCCAUUCGAUGCAGCAAAUUAACGAGGACAGCGGUACCUCGCGGCCCGUCCAAAGGUUGUGCACACCGUCCGGUAAUAAAUCCGCCUCAGUGGAACCGAAUCAGUCGACGAACAGCAGGUGCAGCUCAGCGAGCAGGGACGCCAGGGUGGCAUGUUUGAGGGAAGAGCGCGGUUUAGCUGCGGCUUUCAUUAGAUCCUUGUUCUCGGUCCUUUACGAAGUGUACUCUUCGAGUGCGGGGCCGGCGGUGCGUUGCAAAUGCUUAAAAGCUCUCCUGCGAAUGGUGUACUACGCUAAUCCGGACCUUUUGAAGGAGGUGCUCAAAAAUCAGGUCGUGAGCAGUCAUAUCGCGGGAAUGAUGGCGUCCAGCGAUCUGAGGAUAGUGGUCGGCGCUCUUCAAAUGGCCGAGAUACUGAUGACCAAGUUGCCCGAAGAGUUCGGCUUAUAUUUCAGGCGCGAGGGGGUGAUACAUCAAAUUAACAGACUGGCCGAUCCCAACGUGCCGCUGGGGAUGAGCCCGCCAAAGUCCACCAGUUGUAGUUCGACGUGUUUUCCGUCUACUUUGGAAGCGCGUCCCAGCACUUCGCAACUUUCCUGCGCCAGCGCUACGAUUCAGGCCACGGCGAACGGAUCCGCCGCACCAUUAAUUGGUACUUCCUUAACUUCUUCCGUAUAUGCAACCGCUGACGGCCAACGGAUACAGGACGCCGACACGCGGUCUCCCAGUCCUACCGUACGGUUGGGUGACGUGUUAAAGCGAAAGCGGGCCUCCAAAAAAACCUGCGGAAGUGGCGGCAGAUCGAAGCCGAGACAAGAAGAUUUGGCAAAUUCGCAGUCUCUGGUUCAAGAUCUUUUCAGUAAAGCGACCGCGCUUGCCACUUCCACGCCCGCAAAUAGUUCGAGACCAAGAUACGGGGGAUCAACUUCGAAAACCAGUUUCUUACAAAGCUUGAACCCUGCUCGAUGGGGCAGAAGCAUGAAUUCUUCACACGAGAGGAAUUUCACCAAGGAUUCUUUGAAUAAUCUGUCAAAGUCCGCGUCAAAUUCUCAUCUCACCGCCGGAAAUAGAGAAAAGACGAGAGCGUGGAUUAGAGAGCAGGCUUCUGUUUUUAUCGACACCUAUUCAAAUCACGACGGGGAGCAUCCGGCUACCCUGGUGCUGACCCGACUGAAGCUGGCCAUAGCUAAAUUGCUAACGGGCAAGUGCGGGGAAGCGCUUCUCGAACUGAGAGAAAUCCUGAUAGAUUCGGACAUUUCCCCAUUUGAAGUGAACUACUCGGGAUUGAUCAAGACCCUGUUGUCGUUUUUAGCCGACGUCAACGGUCCUUUCGACAGGGAUCAGAGGUUGAGGAUAUUUUUGAACGUCUUCGCCGACUUACCUUUAGAAUCCAAUGUUACGAAAAUUUCCGACAUCAACUCGACGUGGAUGAGUGCCCUGGUCGCGAAAUUAAACGGUUGCGUUUCGCAGUUGGAACAGUUUCCCGUCAAGGUGCACGAUUUACCCGCGAGUUCAGGUGCAGGCAGGGGCGGCACGAGCGCGUUAAAAUUCUUCAACACGCACCAGCUGAAGUGUAACCUCCAACGGCAUCCAGAGUGUAACAACUUGAAGCAGUGGAAGGGCGGCACGGUGAAGAUCGAUCCGUUGGCUUUGGUGCAGGCGAUCGAGCGUUAUUUAGUUGUUAGAGGUUACGGAAGACUGAGAGAUAAAGACGGUGCCGAUAGCGACGACAUAGAUUCGGACACCGAUAUAGACGACACGCUGGCGGGCGUGGUGAUAUCCCAAACGGGCGCCAGACAUAAGUUGCAAUUUUUAAUAGGUGGCAACGUGCUACCAUACAACAUGACCGUGUACCAGGCUGUCAGGCAGUUUUCGAAUAGCGAAAACGAUCAAAGCGAGACCGAUACCGACAACGAGACGCCGCUGGGCAAUGCCGGGAUCUGGGUCCAGACGCACGUCAUAUAUUACAGGCCGCUCAAGGAGGACGCGUCGAUGACGAACCACAAGAGUAAAGCGCCAUCUGGCGCUGCGACGUGGAACCAUUCGAGCCGGAAAGGCAAAGGUCCUUCGAGCAAAACCGCCACGGCCAGGCGGAAAGGCGACGAGUUGUGGAACGAAGGAGUCACACCAGCCGCUCAAUCAACCCUCUCGCCAUAUUUAAUUACAGCACUUCCGGAUACGGUAACUAUUCAGGACGCAUCAUUGGAAGUAUUGUGUCUCCUAAGAAUUCUCAAUGCUCUCAAUUUAUAUUGGGGCACGCUGUAUCCCAAUAUAGAGUACAAGCCAAUAAUAGCCCCUUCAGAUUUUCUUAAUAGUAAGAUCGCGGCAAAGGCCAGCAGGCAGCUGCAAGACCCUCUUGUAAUCAUGACGGGCAACUUACCUAGUUGGUUGCAACAGAUCGUGACCGUCUGCCCGUUCGUGUUCCCGUUCGAAACGAGACAGCUUUUGUUUUACGCCACAUCGUUCGACAGAGACAGGGCGUUGCAGAGGCUGCUCGACAUGUCGCCGGAACUGAGCUCUAGCGAUUCGCAAGAAAGGGUAACGCCCAGACUCGAUAGAAGGAAAAGAACGAUAUCGAGGGAGGACAUACUGAAGCAGGCGGAGCAGGUGAUGCAGGAUCUCGCGUCGUCGAAGGCGUUGCUCGAAGUGCAAUACGAGAACGAGGUCGGGACGGGACUCGGACCGACGUUGGAGUUUUACGCACUGGUGUCGAAGGAAUUGCAAAGGCACAAUUUAGAACUGUGGUACGCCCCCGACGCCGGUCGGAGCCCCGGCGACUACGUGUUCAAUCGGACGGGGCUGUUUCCCGCGCCGCUCGCCAGGGGCGCCAAAAUCGGCUUCAUCACCAAGAUCAAAAGCAAGUUUCGUUUUUUGGGCAAGUUUAUGGCCAAGGCAGUCAUGGAUUCCAGAAUGUUGGACCUUCCAUUUUCGCUUACGUUUUAUCGGUGGCUUUUGGGCCAGGAGCACUGCUUAACCCUGUCGGAUUUAAAGCACAUCAGUCCCGAUAUAUAUAUUACAAUUAAAAAAAUGCAAGAAAUUGUUAGGCAGCGAGAUGAAAUUUUGCACGACGGGGAUCUAACUGAAGAAGAUAAAAUUCUAAAGAUUGAAAAACUUGAAUUCGACGGCUGCGCGAUAGAAGAUCUCGGAUUGGAUUUUAUAGUUCCUGGGUAUAACGUGGAAUUAAUAAAGAACGGUAGAAAUACUCAUCUAACCAUACACAAUUUGCAUCUUUACGUUAAGGUCUUAUCGCAUUGGAUGUUGGUGGAGGGGGUAUCGCGGCAAAUGGAAUCGUUCCGCGAAGGAUUCGAUUCGGUGUUUCCGCUCAACAACUUGAGGGUAUUUCAACCGGAAGAACUGGAAUGCGUGUUCUGCGGCAGUCCCAAAGAUCAAGUAUCCGGCUGGGAUAUCAAAACACUGAUGGAAUGCUGUCGGCCCGAUCACGGGUACAAUAUAGAUUCGAGGGCGAUAAAAUAUCUGUUCGAAGUAUUGAGCUCCUAUAACGGAGACGAGCAGAGGAUGUUUGUGCAGUUUUUGACCGGCAGUCCCAGACUUCCCGUCGGAGGGUUCAAAGCAUUAUCGCCACCAUUGACUGUAGUAAGGAAAACGUUGGAAUUAAACAUGAACCCGGAUGACUUUUUACCAUCUGUGAUGACGUGCGUAAACUACCUCAAACUGCCCGAUUAUUCUAGCGUAGCGAUCAUGAGAGAAAAACUGAGGAUAGCGGCUUCAGAAGGGCAGCACUCGUUCCACCUGUCAUAAACUAUAAAAAUGUACUAAAUGUGUGUUAUAAACAAAAAUAAUUACCAUAUAAUAGCAUACCAAUUUUACAUAAAGUGAUAAUCACUUACAAACUAUUGAUAUUAUAUUUAUUCUACACAUUGGUGGUUAAAAAAGUGUCUUAUUUUUUAAAGAGUACCAAAUUAAUAUCAAUUUUUGUCUUCAGACCCCCAUUGUAAUUAUCAGAUUUGUUUGUUGUUAUUUUUUUUUAUGUGGAGUCGACUGAUUUGUGCAAUGGACACACUUAUAGUGAUAACGUCUCUCAACGAACUGUGCUAGAUUUAAUUGUACACUUCAAUUGCCAAAUGUAUAGUUUCGUCAGGCCUGCGACGCAGCACUGACUAUAUUUAAUUUUAAAAUUGUAGUUUUAAUUUUAGGCAUAUUAUUUCAGUAAAUUUGUAUACAUGCUAUAGUAUUUUAUUUAAAAUAUAUUGAAUAUAAAAAUGAUAAUCAAUUACAGUUGCAGAUUACAAUAUCUAUUGUGGCUACUGAGAAGCUUCUUUUGUAGGUGGUAAUUUCCUGAAGAUGACUGAUGCACACGCAAAGAAAUGAACUGACAGCCUGGAGUCAAAUACCUAUUCAUGAACGUGAAUCUAUAGAUAUUUGUUUACUCUAGCCUUUUUAGUAAUUUCUUGUACAGUGAGAACAAGCCGCAAAUAAAUUAAUGCUUG
Molecule: messenger RNA, 7052 nt
Organism: Cylas formicarius (sweet potato weevil)
Lineage: Eukaryota; Metazoa; Arthropoda; Insecta; Coleoptera; Brentidae
Gene: ctrip
Product: E3 ubiquitin-protein ligase TRIP12
Exons: 26
Coding region: 160-6363 (2067 amino acids)
Biological process (GO): DNA damage response; regulation of double-strand break repair; proteasome-mediated ubiquitin-dependent protein catabolic process
Cellular component (GO): nuclear speck
Molecular function (GO): ubiquitin protein ligase activity; zinc ion binding
Source: RefSeq, a predicted model, not a curated record